GCCGCCGCCCCGAGGCCCCGCCGGACGCGGCCUCUGUCGGCCCGCGCCCCCGCCCGCCCCGCUCGCCCCUCGCUCCUGGCAGAGUCCCCUCGCGGCGGCAGAUGUGUGUGGGGUCAGCCCACGGCGGGGACUAUGGUGAAAUUCCCGGCGCUCACGCACUACUGGCCCCUGAUCCGGUUCCUGGUGCCCCUGGGCAUCACCAACAUAGCCAUCGACUUCGGGGAGCAGGCCUUGAACCGGGGCAUAGCUGCUGUCAAGGAAGAUGCAGUCGAAAUGCUGGCCAGCUACGGGCUGGCGUACUCCCUGAUGAAGUUCUUCACGGGUCCCAUGAGUGACUUCAAAAACGUGGGCCUGGUGUUUGUGAACAGCAAGCGAGACAGGACCAAAGCCGUCCUGUGCAUGGUGGUGGCCGGGGCCAUCGCUGCCAUCUUCCACACUCUGAUAGGAUCUUUCCACAACAACCAGAAACAAUAUAAUCCUAAAAGUGUAUCUCAUGCCAAAUUCUUUUCUUUCUGGCAGGCAUGGACGCAUGCUGGCAUUCUCUUAAAACACAAGUACAGUUUCCUGGUGGGAUGUGCCUCAAUCUCAGAUGUCAUAGCUCAGGUUGUUUUUGUAGCCAUUUUGCUUCACAGUCACCUGGAGUGCCGGGAGCCGCUGCUCAUCCCGAUCCUUUCCCUAUACAUGGGCGCACUCGUGCGCUGCACCACCCUGUGCCUGGGCUACUACAAGAACAUCCACGACAUCAUCCCCGACAGGAGUGGGCCGGAGCUGGGGGGAGAUGCAACCAUAAGAAAGAUGCUGAGUUUCUGGUGGCCUUUGGCUUUAAUUUUGGCUACGCAGAGAAUCAGUAGGCCUAUCGUCAACCUCUUUGUCUCCCGGGACCUCGGUGGCAGUUCUGCGGCUACAGAGGCAGUGGCAAUUUUGACAGCCACGUACCCCGUGGGUCACAUGCCAUAUGGCUGGUUGACGGAAAUCCGCGCUGUCUAUCCUGCUUUUGACAAGAAUAACCCCAGCAAUAAACUGGUGAGCACGAGCAACACGGUCACAGCAGCCCACAUCAAGAAGUUCACCUUCGUCUGCAUGGCCUUAUCCCUGACGCUCUGUUUUGUGAUGUUCUGGACCCCCAACGUUUCUGAGAAAAUUUUGAUAGACAUCAUUGGAGUGGACUUUGCCUUUGCAGAGCUCUGUGUCGUUCCUUUGCGGAUCUUCUCUUUCUUCCCAGUUCCAGUCACUGUGAGGGCCCAUCUCACCGGGUGGCUGAUGACACUGAAGAAGACCUUCGUCCUGGCACCCAGCUCCGUGCUGCGGAUCAUCGUCCUCAUCGCCAGCCUCGUGGUCCUGCCCUACCUGGGGGUACAUGGUGCCACCCUGGGCGUGGGCUCCCUCCUGGCCGGCUUCGUGGGAGAAUCCACCAUGGUCGCCAUCGCUGCGUGCUACGUCUACCGGAAGCAGAAAAAGAAGAUGGAGAACGAGUCAGCCACAGAAGGGGAAGACUCCGCCAUGACUGACAUGCCUCAGACAGAGGAGGUGACAGACAUCGUAGAAAUGAGAGAGGAGAAUGAAUAAGGCACGAGACGCCGUGGGGCACUGCAGGGACAGUCAGGACGACACUUCAGCAUCAUCUCUUCCCUCUCCCAUCCAUCGUGUUUUGUUCUUUUUUUUUUUUUUGUCAUGAAAGAGGCCUUGAUUCAAAGGUUUCGUGUCAAUUCUCCAGCAUACUAGGUAUGCUCACACUGACGUGGGGACCUAGAGAAAGGUCUUUACUGUUGCUUUGUAAAAACAAGCCAAACUGACUUCAUGCCCCUGCUUCCUGAAACUCCAAGACACAGCUGCCUUGUGGUCGAAGUUGUGUCCUUCUCCCUCGGACAAUCUCCACUUGGAACCAAAGGACUGCGGCUGUGCCAUCACCUCUUGGUCACCCUGCCCAGCAGGCUACACACUCUCUCCUGUCCCUUUUCAUCUCUUUUGAGAAUCAACAGGUUAAAACUCCGCUUCCUUCGAUUUGCUUCCCAGUCACAUGGCUGUGCAGAGAUGUAAUCCUGGUGGCCUAGUAUGUUGCCCCUCUGCCAUGGAGGUGUAAACUGUCUGCUACACACAUGCAGAAGGCGGCGGCAGCCUGGAGUCGCCGUGCACACCGAGGAUCAGAGAUCUGGGACCACGCCGGGCCGAUGAUGUAUGGAAAUAAUCCGCAGAAAGGUUUGAGAUGCCAUGGGAGUAGCAAACUGACACGGUCGAAGGAUAGCAUUUCACGUUGUGUUUUCCCAGAUUCGAGUGAGCUGUCAGUUCUCACCCCCCACCGUGUACAUACAUGAGCUAACUUUUCUAAGUUGUCACAAGCGCGCAUCUCCAGAUUCCAGCAUCCUUCCGCAUGACUUCCCCCAAAGGCUUGCUUUUCACUCGCCUUUCCUGAAGAUGGCACCAGAGCGAGUGAAACGGAGCAUUCUAACUUUACAUUUUAGUUUUACAGUGAACUGAAGCUUUAAGUCAUAAUCUAGCAUUCUAAUGCCAGGUUGCUGUAUUGUAACUUUUGAAGUAGAUGUAUUACCUGGUUCUGCCGUUCUUAGUCCUAACCGCGCAGUUCCGGUAAUCCAGCGUUCUGUGGUACACCCCUCUCACACCACAUGAUAAAGCAAGACGUUUUCUAACGAUAGCAAAGUCACUAUGUGAUGCUCCCUGAAAUAACGCAUUUGAAAUCCAUUUAGUGCAGUAUAUUUUUCUAAGUUUUGGAAAGCGGGUUUCUUCCUUUAAAAAAUUAUGGACACAGUUCACUAAAUUGUUUAGUCAAAAUUCCUAGACUGAAAGAACCUAAACAAAAAAAAUAUUUUAAAGAUAUAAAUAUAUGCUGUAUAUGUUAUGUAAUUUAUUUUAGGCUAUAAUACAUUUCCUAUUUUCGCAUUUUCAAUAAAAUGUCUCUAAUACAA
Messenger RNA from Propithecus coquereli (Coquerel's sifaka), 2921 nucleotides. It is a transcript of the gene ANKH, whose product is annotated as ANKH inorganic pyrophosphate transport regulator. Lineage: Eukaryota; Metazoa; Chordata; Mammalia; Primates; Indriidae. Gene Ontology annotation, biological process: phosphate ion transmembrane transport. The record is from RefSeq and is a predicted model, not a curated record. The transcript has 12 exons. Gene Ontology annotation, molecular function: phosphate transmembrane transporter activity. Gene Ontology annotation, cellular component: membrane. Bases 133 to 1566 code for a protein of 477 amino acids.